UGAAAAUCAAACGUACGUCUCUGUUCCUUUUCCCUCUCUCUCUCUCUCUCUGUUGGUUUCUGUAUCUACUCUGUCUUCUCUGCGCACUCUGCGUUUUCCCCACUCCCAAACAUUGCUUUAAUAUUCUUGAACUCCGACAUCACUACCGAACACCAUCGCUCAUCGUCUUCUUCUUCACAUUCUCUGGAGCUUCUGUGUUUCUCCCUUCUGUUUUUGCCUGGCCAGAACCCCCAAAUUAAAGGUUUCGAGUUUCAAUGGCCGAAGCCCUGGAAAGUAGUGCUCGAGCCGAUUCGGGAACACCGGGGGCGGAAACGGGUCCUCAAACAGGUGAUCGGAGGGAGCCGGUGGUGGGUUUGGAUGACGGUGGUAUGCCGGAGAAGGGCGGCUUCAGGGCAGAGAUCGACACCUCGGCGCCGUUCGAGUCGGUGAAAGAGGCGACGAGUCGAUUCGGUGGAAUGGGGUUUUGGAGACCCCAUCACGGAAAGCUUGAAUCUGAGCAUUACAUGGAGGAUUUUGACAUUGCAAAGCUAGAAGAACAAGCUGCAGAUUUGGAGAAAGAUCUGGCUAUGAAAGAAAGAGAAGCACUUGAAGUCUUGAAAGAACUGGAAGCAACUAAAAUGACUGUGGAAGAACUAAAGCUGAAGAUACAGAAGGAAAUGCCUGAAGUUGAUGCAAGCAUUGAGACAAAUUGUGACGAUAGGCACAAGAAUCCUGCUGCCAAGGAAGUAGAAGAAAAGCGGGAGAACCUGGCGAGAGGCUAUCAGAACUCGACUGGAGGUUUGGGGUGGUGCCCCUCUUCAACACCAGGUUUAAUUUUAAUGGAAUUGAAGCAAGCUAAACUGAACCUCACCAGAACUACAAGUGACCUUGCUGACAUUCGAGCUUCUGUUGAAUCAUACAACAAGAAAAUAGAGAAGGAAAGAAUCUCACUUGAGAAGACCCGCAAGAGGUUGACUUCAAAUUCCUUCAAAAUUUCAUCUCUUGAGGAAGAGCUAAGCCAAACCAGACUAAAGCUACAAGUGGCCAAAAAUUCUGAGAUUAAUGGCAUUUCUGAUUGCCCAACUGAUAUUUCAAGAGAGAUGCAACGGUUGAGUUCUGAGGCAGAGCAAUUUAAGAAAAUGGGAGAAGCAGCAAAAUCAGAAGUAUUGAAAGCGAUGUCAGAGAUUGAACAGACAAGGACAAGGAUAAAGACAGCUGAAAUCAGGUUGAUUGCAGCCAAGAAAAUGAAGGAAGCAGCUAGAGCGGCAGAAGCUGUUGCUCUUGCAGAGAUCAAGGCUAUAUCAAAUAACGAGCACUCAUCAGUAGUUUCUUUGCAAAAGCCUGAAGGAGUAACCCUUUCAUUUGAAGAAUAUUCUUCCCUGACCCAGAGAGCUCAAGAUGCUGAGGAACUUUCUAAGAAGAAAGUAAUUGAUGCCAUGCUCCAAGUUGAGGAAGCAAAUGUAUCGAAAAUGGAAAUCUUAAAAAGUGUAGAGGAAGCAACACAAGAAGUCAAAUCCAGUAGGAAAACCUUGGAAGAAGCUCUUGGCCGAGUAGAGGCUGCAAAUAGGGGAAAGCUGGGUGUUGAAGAGGCACUUCGGAAGUGGAGAUCUGAACAUGGUCAGAGAAGGCGUUCCAACAUACAUAAUUCAACUAAAUUCAAGAAUUCCCACCCAUCUCAUCGUCGGAAGGAUUCUCGUUUGUGUGACGUAAAUGGACUGAAUCUCGUUGGUGAUGAGUCAAAGCCAGUUUUGAGGCCAACCAUGUCGAUUGGGCAAAUACUAAGCAGGAAGCUGCUGCUAGCAGGGGAGUUUGAGAUGGGGGCUCAAGAAAGAAAAAGCAUGGGGAAACGAAAGGAGUCGUUAGGUCAAAUGCUCAAUAAACAAGAUGGUGAUUUACCCUCUUCUCGGAAGGCCGAAACAGAUUCCAGUCAUAAGCCUCUCCCUGCAAAGAGAAAGAAGCUUGGGUUUGCUCAUUUCUCAGUUCUUUUGAAAAAGCAGAGCAAGAAAAAGAAGCAGCCGACUCCAAAUUCUAGUUGAUGCUCUGGUAGAUCAAUUGAUUCAUGUUGAGAACUGACUUCUAAUCUUUUGUAAGGUCGUUGCCCUUCAUCAUCUUCCUCCUGGUUUCCCCUUAUUUUGUUCUUUCCUUAUUUGGACUUAUUGCUUUGGUUGUUUCCACUUCCCUCAUCCCUCUCUUUCAGAUAGUAUUUUCCUUGGUUGUUUAGAAGAUGCUUGCUAUUUCCAUAAUAUGUUGCCUUCACUGAGGCUAGGCAUGUAAUGUUCUUCUCUAAACUCUUCUGAAGUAGAAUAUGCUGGUACAUGCUGUAACUGUUUUAACGUAGGCUUGUAUUUCUCUGUUGUUUUGGAGAUGUUGCCAUUUCUAUAAUAUGUAGCCUCCACCGAGGCCGGCAAUGUAAUGUAAUAUCUUCUCAAAUAGUUUCUGCUGGUAAAUGCUGAAAUUAUUAACGCAGUUUGUACAAUGGAUGAAAGAGGUAAUCGGCGGUGGUCAUGGUAA
This is a messenger RNA of Malania oleifera, 2490 nucleotides long. RefSeq names its product WEB family protein At2g38370. Bases 255 to 2015 code for a protein of 586 amino acids. The transcript has 2 exons. Lineage: Eukaryota; Viridiplantae; Streptophyta; Magnoliopsida; Santalales; Ximeniaceae. The record is from RefSeq and is a predicted model, not a curated record.